UAGAAGGUUUUACAUCUUCUUGGAAGUAUGUUACUUGCUACUGUUUUAAGACAGGCUACUGUGCUAAAUGGACCAGUUGUCUAAUCUUUUAUAUCAUUCUGAAUUCUUGGUUAGAAGAAGAAUUAUGAAAAGUGCCUGCCACAGAGAAAAAAAGUAAACUGACAGGAUGUGGAGCAUCAAAUCAAAGGAGGUGCCUUUACAAAACCCACGAGACACUCAGAACAGGGAUUCCGUCAGAGAUCUAACCACAGCACAGGAUAAUUUUUCUCAAACUAAGGCUAUUUUAAGUUUGUGUCAUAUUGAGAACAAACUGGAGAUAACACCUACUUUCGCAGUGGUAUUUGAUUCUGUCAUGGAUGCCAAGAAGCCCACAGCCAGUGCUACCAGGAAAAUAAGUAGGAAAGCCUCCAGGUCUUCCAGCCAAAACAAGUCACACAAAGAGAAGUCCUCCCGCAGUCCUCUUCAAGCCACAACUCUGGAGAGCAAUGUGAAAAAGAGUAGCCGUGUGGAAUUUCGUGAACCAUUGGCUUCAUAUAGAGAGACUUAUGGUGUGCCGUCUUACCAAAGCUCUAGUCAAUUGGAGGCGAAAUGUUUACUGUCUGGGUUAGACAGUACUGAAGCACACACUAAAAAUGGAGGACUGAACCAUAUGAUAUAUGUCCGGGAAGAACUUGACUUACAUAACAGAGGUUUUGAAAGCCCACGUUCUUCAGCAGUAGAUGACACAGUUGUUAGAUAUUUGAAUGACCGACCAGCCAUAGAUGCUUUGCAGAACAUCGAGUCUCUUUUUAAAGCUGCACCUCCUACAACAUCAGAGGAAAAGACUAGUGGAUCCAGAAGAGAUGAGAACAACACUAAAACUCCUUUGAGUAGCAUAGCCCAGGAUGCUGAACUAAAAGGGAUAAGGCUGGCAGAGUCUUCCCCUUCUUCUACUAGUACUUCCAGUGCCCACAAACUGGAAAUCUUAAAACGGAGGCAGCAUGAUGCUAAAUUUCAUGAUGCUAAAUUGGAGAAGCUGAAGGAGCGGAUUAGGAAACAAUGGGAGCAUGUAGAAGAUUUAGGCAGCAAAGUACAACUUUUUGGAUAUGCUGAGCAGCCUGUAGUGGUAACAAAUGUGGAGAACGCAGUGACGCCAAAAGUCAGAAAAGUGGCAGUUGCACCCCCUGCUCCAACAUAUAAAGGUAUGUACAUCCUUUAUCUUGUGUUAUUUAUAUAUAGGGGGUGGAGAGAGAGAGGGGAGAGCUUUUGUGGAGCAGCAUGUCAAAAUAUGGCAAUUGGCUUGUAUUUUCUGUCUGGGGAGGAAUCAAAUCUGAUUAUAGGCAAGAAAUUAUGCCAUCUAAAUGUAUAUCUUUGGAAGCAGAAAGUUCCAUCAUUGAGAAGAGGAGCAAUAGUGGAAAAGCUUUUCCGACCAGUGCGCAAGGUCCAAAAGCUGACACGGUCAUCAAGCCCAGAUUCCAAGCCAGGUGGAGGACAUCUGAUAAGUACAUCUUCUUGGCGGGAUGGACAAAAGCUAGUGAAAAAGAUACUGGGUCCAGCACCUAAAGUAGAGCAACAGCAUAGAAGGGCAACAUCCAGUGACAGAACUGGGAGAGAGAGAGCUACUAAAUCCCCAGGCCCUAUUGGUAGGACUGGGUCAGAUCCCAGGUUGGAUGUUUCCCACAAAACAUGUCCAAGAAGUUCUGAGUGGUCAAGGAGUAAAGUACAUUCCGAGAGUAACCUGAAGAAAGUGGAUUCUACUCUUCCAGAUAGUAAACAAGAUGAAGAUCAUACCUCUUUAAAUAAGGACUUUCUGCCUGUGGAGAUACAGGGAAUUCUUGAUGAUCUGCAGUUGGACUCAGUAAUUCAGAGUACAAAGCAAGAGAAAGAUGGGGAAAGGCAAAUUCAGAAAUCUACAGUGCCUACACAAGGUGCCAGGAGCCACAGUCCAACAAAAAGAAAACCAGACAAGUUAGCUGCUAGUGAAGAGCCUCAAGUUAUCUCCAAGAAGCGUCAUUAUGACACAGAUGAGGUUCGCCAGUACAUUAUUAGACAGCAAGAAGAGAGGAAGAGGAGGCAGAAUGAAGAGAAGAAGGCGCAGAAAGAGGCAGCGGAACGGAAGAACAAACGACUUCAAGAGCUUUAUAAGAAACAGAAAGAGGCUUUUGCAAAGACAAAGAACAUGCCAACUUCUGAUCCCUCAGCAGCUAGGCGACUACAGGAAACAUAUUCUAAAUUGUUGCUGGAACAAACUUUGCUAGAGGAAGUCUCUCAGUUUGCUACUUCACAGGAAAUGCAGCCCAUGCCUGGAUAUCAACCGUCUGGGGAAUCUGACAAAGAAAACAAGGCACAGGAGCGUCCUCCUAGUGCAUCUUCCAGUAGUGACAUGUCCCUGUCAGAACCUCCACAGCCUCUUGUUAGAAGUGAUUUGAUGGAGCCUACGUGGUUACAGCCAGAUAGACUGAGCCCAAGAGUCCAUCUCUCUCACCCACAGCCUCUUGCUGGGUCAACUGGAGGACUUUUUUCACAGCUUUUGAAUCUGGAGCAGAUGGGCUUUUUGCCAAAUAACUUCGACUCAGUACUGUCAACCAGGAGGAGCCACAACACACCUGUGGGAUCCCUGACUUUGCCACCUCAGCCUUAUCUGACUUCAUCUGCUGCACAGCAAGAGCUCUUAGUAAAACCUAGUAUCAGCCAAUAUAAGAGUAAACUGGAUCGUAUUGAAGCCCUGAAAGCUACAGCUGCUUCUUUGUCUAGCAGAAUUGAAAGUGAAGCCAAGAAGUUAGCUGGAGCUGGUAUCAAUUAUGGCUCAGUAUGGAAUUCUGAGCAUGAACUAUUGCUGGGGAAUCAGGAUGAUGGACACUGGGCUAAAGCUUUGAGUCCCCCUGUGAGAGAAGAUAAUGAAGAUGUCUUCUCAGCCAGAAUUCAGAAAAUGCUGGGUACCUGUGUGUCCCAUACAAGCUUUGAUGAUAACCUUCCUGGAGUGGGCAACCUUAGUGAAUUUAAAAAGCUCCCUGAGACGAUCAGUCCUCAUACUGCUGCAGUCAGCCUUGGAAUGAGAUCUCCAGCCAGCCACAGGGCUGAAGGAAUGCUAGGACAUUUGUCGAAGAGGCAAACUGACUCCCCUGGGUCUGAAAAUCAGGCUUACAGUCAAAACAAAGGCAUAAUUCCUCAUGAUUCCAGCACAGAUUCACUCAGCGAAGGGCCUCUUCUAAGUGAGGGGAGUCUUUCGGAGGAGGAAGGUGGCCAGCAUAGGCAGUCUCCUUUGAAAAUUGCUGAGGUGUUAAAAGAAAAGGAGUUUUGUGUUGGGGAGAGAACUGCUUUUGAGCCUAUAAAAGAGUUUCAGAAGGACGCAGAAAAAUAUUUACCACUCUUCACACAGACAAGUGGAACACAAAGCAAAGGACCAUGGGAGGAAUUAGCCAAGGGAAGUCCACAUAGUGUCAUCAACAUAUUUGCAAAAUCUUACCAGCUACAUGGGAAAGGAUUUGAGGAAAGAUCAAAUGGAGGGUCUCCAGUCCUGCGCCCCUUAUUUCCUGCCAUGAGCCCUCCAGAGAGCGUUGUUUCAUAUGAAAAUGACUUUGUUUCAUCCCAGGAGAGUGGAACUUUGACUGACAAAAAGGUUGCUCUUGAGCCUAGUAUCAGUGGCAGCAGCAAUUCCAGCAUUCAAGAAGAGCUUCCCAGCAGGAAGUCUCCCCAUGAACACCGAUCUAUAGAGCUAACGUCCCAGCAUUCACCUGGACUCUGGUCUGGGGCAUCUUCUCAUUCAUCUGGAUCUUCUAAAAGGAGAGGGAAAAAGGAAAAGCUAAAAUCUUUCAAUGAAAGCUCACACCACUCUCCAGUGAAAGAUGACAAAGUGCUAUCUGAGAGAGACCAUGGGUUCCAACAAGCAAAGAGGUCUUUGCCUAGCAGCAAAAUUUCUAAUAGAGAGCAUGAGCAGAAUGCAGAUACUGAUAGCACAUUGGAAGAGUUGUCUGGACAUUCUUUGUUGAGUCUCUCAGACAAGGGAAGGUCCCAGAAGAGCCCAACGUCUCCUCCGUCUCCAGGCUCCCAGAAACUAUUACAGUUUGACUCUCUAGGAAAUACAGCGGAAAGGGACAGGUCUCCUGCAGGCUUUCCUGGGAAUACAGCUUCAGGGGUCAAGCCCAGUGUAGCCAUCUCUGACUCAAGCCUGGGAACUAGCAAGACUGGAGGAGCAGCAGCAGCAGUGGCUGGAUCUAUGCGCUUCUCUCCUGCUGGCCUCCAGCAUCGUUUGACAGCAGAACUCAACUACCUGAGUGCCAUUGAGGAAUCUGUACGGCAACUCUCCGAUGUAGAACGAGUGCGGGGUAUAUCCCUUGCCCAGCAGGAGACUGUUUCACUGGCUCAGAUCUUAAAGGCACAGCAUCAGCGACAUGAACGGGAUUUGGCUCUUUUGAAACUCAAGGCUGAGCAAGAGGCUUUAGAGAGUCAAAGACAACUGGAGGAAGCGAGGCAGAAAGCAGCUCAGGCCCAUGCAGAAUCUCUGCAGCAUCUGGUCCAGUCACGACAAGAGGCAGCAGAAGCACUACAGGAGACCACAUGUAAAAUUGCAGCCCAGCAGGUGGAAGCUGCUCUGCUCACUACAGAUGCAGCUCGCCAGAUCCAUGAGAUGACAGAGUUGGCACGAACACAGAACUCAGAUGUUGUCAGUGCUCCUGCAGCUCCAAUUACCACCCUGUUUGACCAUCAGCGGCAGCAUCAUUCAGACUUCAUGAAACAGCUCAGAUCUCGAGCAGAUACAAACAGGAAAAAUGAAUCCGGCGCCCCUUCACAAAGUAAAGAGAAGACAGGUGAUUCAAAGCAGACAUACUCCCCGUUAUUUGAUAGUUAUUCAGAAUCUUCAAGAUCUAAGAUUCAUGAUCAGAGUAGCAGUAGCAGCCGGCAGGAGAGUCCUUCAGUCCCUUCUUCCAAGGAGAAUGAGAAGAAGCCUUUCCGACGUGACAAGACAAGCAGCUCCAUAGAAGAGCAGGCUCGUACUGGUGUGGAUCAUUCCUUGCGGAGCGAUAGUAUUCCAUCACUACCAGAUGAGAAAGAUUCAUUUUCCAUUGCAACAGAAUAUUCCCUGAAAUUUGAUGAGUCCAUGACAGAAGAUGAGAUAGAAGAAAAGUCUUUCCGGUCUUUGUUACCUUCUGAGAGCCAUCGCAGGAUUAACAUGGAGAAGAAACGAGGUCAUCGGGAUGAUUCUGAUGAGGAAAUCUCCCCAGAAAAGACAGCCCUGUCAUCUGUCAAGGAGCUAAGUAUGCCAUUCUCUGAGGGGCAGGAUAGUUUCUCUAAAUUCACCAUGGAGAUGGUGCGGCAGUAUAUGAAGGAAGAGGAAAUGCGAGCAGCUCAUCAGUCUUCACUGCUCCGGCUCCGUGAGAAGGCAUUGAAAGAAAAAACUAAGGCUGAGUUAGCCUGGCUGGAACACCAGAAGAAACAUUUACGAGACAAAGGAGAGGAUGACAAGAUGCCACCCAUCCGAAAGAGACAGCGUGGUCUGCUACUGAGGCUGCAGCAGGAGAAGGCUGAAAUUAAGCGUUUGCAAGAGGCCAAUAAGGCAGCUCGGAAGGAGAGACAACUGAUACUUAAGCAACAGGAGGAGAUAGAACGAAUUCGCCAGACUACUAUGAAACUUCAGGAAAAACUGAAGUCUGCAGGGGAAAACAAGCUGGAGGUUCGCAGUGAGGAUGAUACUAAGCAGAGCAAUGCUUCUAGCCCACUUCCAACUGAUGUAGAGACCCGCAGUCCUUCACCGAUCUCUAUUUCCAGUAGCGAGACUAGUAGCAUCAUGCAGAAGCUCAAGAAAAUGCGCAGCCGUAUGGAUGAAAAGUUCUUGACUAAGCGAGAACAGAAGCUGAUGCAGCGGCGACAACAUGCUGAAGAACUGCUGGAGUGGAAGCGCCGUCUAGAUGCAGAAGAAGCAGAGAUACGUCGGAUAGAGAAACAAGCCUUAGCUGCUUGGGACAAAGAGAGACUCAAAACAAAAACAGCCAAGAAGGAACUAGGAGACCAGAGGACUGAAUCCAAAGAAACAGCCAGUGAAGAGGAGUCUCCAGUGCUUUCCUAUUCUCAUCUAAAUAGUGAAAGCUCUGUUCCAGAAGAACUAGGCAGUCCAGCUGGUGAAACUGGCCCAUCAGCAGCUGUGGACCAAAGGCAGCCAGUAAACCCAGAUCAUAUUACACUUACUGAAGAAAUGGUUUAUUCACAGGAACUAGAGUCUUCUACCUCACCAGGCAAACUUUCUCCUUCCAAAAGCAGUACAUCUGUAUCAAAGCAGGAUUCCACUAAAGGAAGCUACAGAAUUGGAGUGCAGUUGCAUUUACCUGUGAAAUCCCAUCAAGUAUCACACAGUUGGUCUGAUGAAUCUUUAUCCAUGACGCAAUCAGAAACCACAUCUGACCAGAGUGACAUUGAAGGCCGGAUCAGAGCCUUAAAGGAUGAGCUACGGAAGAGGAAGUCUGUUGUUUAUCAGCUGAAAAAGGAACAGAAGAAGAGGCAGAAGGAGCGCCUGAAAGCCCAGGAGGCCAGUUUGAUCAAACAGCUAGAGUCUUACGAUGAGUUCAUAAAGAAGACUGAAGCAGAGCUGAGCCAAGACCUGGAGGCAUCACCCACAGCUAAGCCUCAGAUUAAAACUCCAUCUUCAUCUACUGAAAAACCUAAGAUUAAGCCACCUCCACUCCAUAGGCCUGAAACAACAAAGAACUGGAAAUCACUGACUGAAUCAGAGCGGUCCAGAGUAUCUUUGGAAUCCAUUGCAGAGCAUGUUGAUGCUGUGUCAUCAAGUUCUGAGAGGUCUGCCUCUGUACAUGUCAAGAGACUCAUUGACUCAGAGGUUCAUACAGAAGAACCUUCCCAAACCAUAUCCCUAGUCUUCAAGUCACCAAGGAGAUCCGCAGCUGAAUCUGGUGAUUCCUUGGAUAGUGUGUCUUCAUCAGCUCUUGUCAAAGACCUAAGAGAUGGUAGCAGGCUAUCCCACGUGUUGGUGAGCAAGUCAGAAGAUGUAUCCAGUGAUGACAUUGUUUCAAGUCACAAAUCUGAAAUACAAGAGGAGAUGGAGUACAUAAAAUCAGAAGAAUCUGUGGUUGAAGAUGCUAAUAAUAAACAUUCAGAGAGUUCUGGUGCCUUGUUGACACUAGAUUUACACCAGGAGAGCUUAACAGAAGGCCUUCCAAAGAGAGACCUCCACUCCAAUUCUGAACGGUCUCAAAAGGAACUGUUUAGCUUAGCUGCUGAAAAUAUUCAGAGUAAAGAAGAGUUUUCAAAAGAAAGCGAGACAGUCAAAGAUGAUGUAGGGAGUGAUCAAAGUGACAGAUCAGAAAAGUCCUCUUUUAAGUUGAACAAGUGGGCACAGGAAAAAGACACCUCUCUUCAAGAACAAGCUUUUACUCAAAAAGAGCCAUCAUACUCUGAAGAUUUUGAGGGGUCCUCCCCCAGAAAAGAAACAUCAAUUGAAGAAAUUCCUCCUGGUGAAUUUUAUAAAGAUGAUUUUGAGGUGCCUACGUUCUCACACAGAAAAGAUUAUCAGUCGUUUAGAGAGAAAUCACAGCAUACAAAACCCCCUAGAAGCAGAUCCACCAGUCGUGGCAGUGAAGAUGAAAUAAGUGAAUAUCUCAGCGACAAGUCUUUCUCCGUCUCUGGCAGUGUGCAUUCAGAGAGAUUAUUAGAACUGAAGUCACCAACAGAGCUCAUAAAAAAUAAAGAACGCAGUGAUGUGGAGAAAGAACAAGCCCCCAUUGAAUCUCCACUUUGGGCCUCAGUUUCCAUCACAGAAGAAGCAGACACACUGGUAAAUUUCAGUAUUGGUGACAGGAUACUUGUGAGUAAUGUCCAGCCUGGAACACUGCGAUUCAAAGGUCUGACCAGUUUUGCUAAAGGGUUUUGGGCUGGUGUGGAGCUGGAUGAACCUCAGGGAAACAACAAUGGGACUUAUGAUGGUAUUAAAUAUUUUGAUUGUAAGGAAAAGCAUGGUAUUUUUGCUCCUCCUCAAAAGAUCUCUCACAUUUCAGAAAGUUUUGAUACCUUUAUAGACACUAAGGAAGAUGAAGAUUCAUUUGUUGAUGACAGAUUGGAUCAGCAUCAGAAAACUGAGCAGAAAGACAAAAAAAGUUCCAAAUUUGGCAAAGAUGAAGAAAGCAAGGGAAGAGAUGCCAUUGAUAGAUCCUCCCUAGAUAAAGCUGUACCUGGAAUGACUGCUUUAGAAGCCUCUGUUGGGCAAAGAGUUGAUGGUUACUCCAGUUCUGAAGUCAAUCGUAUAAAGGAGGAGAUUCCUGCAGCUGUUGAACCACUUUCCGAAGAGCUCUCUGUGGUAGACUUCCUGAAAGAUGCUAUAAAAGAUGAGACUGUCCAUGUACCAUCUAUUUCUGCCGCAGAAAGUGUUUCCACUGUUCUAUUGAAAGAUACCGUAGAGGGUAUAUUCUCUGAAAAGCGAGAGGGGCAGCAGUCCUCAGGGGAGGAAUGUAUUGAAAAGUCAGAUAACUUCUCUCCUGGAGUUUUGGAAAAGCCUGCAACUCCCCUUCUGGACCUAUUGACCAAGGAAAAGAAUCAGUUAGAGGCCCAACUUAGGCUGCCUCUUAGAGAGGAAGAAAAGUCAAAAGAUCAGCUAGAAAAGGUCAGCUUGUUGACAGUCAGUCUACUUACGGAUUUUGUUAAGGACACUGUCAGUCAGCUACAACAAAUCAAGAAGGUGAGGAAUGAGAAGAUUCAACUUAGCAAUCAGGAGCUCUGUGAUGUCCAAGAGGAAUUAUCCGGAAUCCCGGCCCAGCAUGUGGAGAAACAGGUAGCAAAGGGUCUGCAAAACUUUUUUUUAAGUUCUGAAUUGGAAGAUGAAAGAGAAGAAGUUUCCUCUCCAGAUAUGUGUCCCAGACCAGAAAGUCCAGUGUUUGGUGCCAGUGGACAACAGGAGCUUGCUAAGAGGCUGGCAGAACUGGAGCUUAGCCGGGAGUUUCUGAGUGUGUUAGGAGAUGAUCAAGACUGGUUUGAUGAGGACUUUGGCUUGAGCUUGCAGAAGGUCCCACAGAAGCAAACUGAAGAACCAGCGGUGCUGCCCAAGAUAGAGCCACAGAAAGCAACACCUAAGCCAUGUGAGGAGCCUUUGGCUGUUCCACAUACUGCAGUGGAAGUAGAAAGCAUGGUGUGUUCAGCAGCUGAGGAAUUGUGGAAGUUGAAAGAGUUGGGUCACGAUCUUCAGAACAUCAGCCUUCCCAUAGACCUUGGUACCACCACCAGAGAGCAGGACAUGGAGACUAUAAGUAAACAGGUCUAUAAGCAGGCGGUAUUUGACUUGACAAGAGAGAUUUUUGGGGAAAUCUUUGCUGAGGAUCCUAAUUUGAAUCAGCCUAUUUGGAUGAAACCAUGUAGAAUUACCUCCGCUUACUUCCGGCGAGUAAAAGAUCCAAAUGACCUUGAUGAGAUCAAGAGCUUCAUCGCAGCUGAAGUACUAAAAUUGUUCGGCUUGAGGAAGGAACCUAAUCACAAAACAGACUGGCAGAAGAUGAUGAAGUUUGGACGCAAGAAACGGGACAGAGUGGAUCAUAUACUGGUGCAGGAACUCCAUGAAGAAGAAGCUCAAUGGGUGAACUAUGAUGAGGAUGAGCUCUGUGUGAAGAUGCAAUUGGCAGAUGGGAUCUUCGAGGCCUUAAUCAGAGACACUAUUAAUGUUCUGAACCAGAUACAUGAAAAACAAGGGAAACUACUGCUCGUGUGACAUCCGUGAAAAUAAACCAGAAACUGUGAAACUUUUGUCAUGGGUUUUCUGACUCCUGACACAUACUACAUCUCCACCAUAGCAAUACUGCUGCUGGACUUUCAUACAUGGCUUUAAAGGCAGUUCAGAUGUGACAAAGGAACACAGUAUAACAUCCCCCUCCCUUUAGAGACUUUACACUGGAUUUGAUGUUCCAGCCACACAUGGUCCUUCUUGGUGCUGGCUUGUGGUGUAUUCACACCAUCCUUCUACCAAUUCAGCACACAGAAUAUAUGUCAGCACCUCUCCAUGGUCUCAGACUGGGGCUAUGAACUUCAGAUUGUACUCUGGAUGGUUGGAUGCGUUUGUGUUGAGAUACUGGUCACUUGGCCCAAAAUUGCUGUCAGUGGUUUGAAUCGAAGUUGUCCUUAGAAAGCUGUAUUGGGUGAUUUUGAUAAUUACUGGUCAGUUUUUAGUCAUCAAUGGAUUUUACAGCAAUUAAUAGUGUUACAUUAUUAACUACUUUGUAUCCUCUGGUUCUAACAAUAUGCACCAGUUUUUCCACUCCAGAGGCCAUUCCAUUCCCUUGAAGUCCAUUCCCAUCUUUCUUCAUGCAGUGUGGUACCAGACCUGAUCACUGGGCUAACAAAGGGGAAAUUGGAUGAGCUUGCUUUUUGCAUUUGUCUAAAGAAUUCUUACCUGUUUCCUAUCUAAUUUGCUUCAGCAAGAAGAGGAGAAAGGUUAAGGCCACCAAAAACUGGGCAUACUAAACUAAACUUUGCUCAGCUUUACUCCUACCAUGCAGCAUUUCUCAUCUCCUGGACUACCAGAAGCUCUUAGAUAAAUGGAUACUCAGGAUUCUCUCAGCAUGUAGACAUGCAGGAGUGGAAAACGUUUUUUUCACAAAACUUUAUUUUAAUCACUUGGCUUCCUCUUUUGCUACCACCCAACCCUAAUAAACCAGAGAAGCAGCUACUUGAACAAUUAGGGAAAUGAGCAUAUGCACCAAAGAAAGCCAUGUCCAGUGCUGAACUGUGUACUUGUUUUGUAGUUGUGGGGUUUUUAACUUAUUUUAAGAUAAUUUAUUAAGUUGGAAUUUACAAAAAGUGUCUAGGUGCCAGGGUUGCACUGUCUUAGGUUUUGAAACAGCAGAACCUGUGAAAGGUACAUAUGUAAUAUUGCAUCUAUCCUGGGAACAUCUAGUGGCCAUACUCUUUGCACAAAAGUUCCAGCUUCUUGAGACAGAAGGGUUAGAAAGAACCACACCUCAGUGAUGAAAUGUAGGAAGGAAAGGGGAAAACUAUGAAAAGGACAAAUUUCAAUGAUUGUGGUGUGUUAAUGGGAGGAAUCUGAAGACAAAAUGUGAAAUUCUUUUCUGCUCCCUUGUUGCUUGCCUUCUCAUAAAUAGUUCUUUUUCCAGAGCAUUAGCAGUAGGCAGCCACCUGUUGUAUGUUUGGAGCUGUUCAAUCCCAGUGCCAUUCUUCUGAAAUGCAUUCUUAAUCCGGCCUCCCUUCUUACAUUUCUUGGUUAAACACAGACAAUAUGGGGUUGAAUAUCAAUGCCUUAAUUGUGGAAGUCCUGCUUACUAACAGAGGAUGAGACUCAAAGUGGGAUUAUGUUCUCCGAGUAUGUUGAAGUAUUGAAGUGCACGCAGACGCGUGAUAGGAGGGAUCCCAAAGAUGCAGCAGCCAGUGAUAUGCAUGUGGGGAGAUUUCUGCUCCUUUCCUUCCAUCUGUGUGCGUUUCUUGGGCUUCCUACUUUGUGUACUUGUGAUAUUGCUCCAUUAUGAUACUCUCUCUUUCCAUCUUUUUUUGGGGGGAAACUGUCAUUGGAAUAUUUGCUUCUUGCACAGUGACACACAACCAGUAAUUCUUUAAAUCAGGGGCAGCACUGAGAAAUGUUGGCUUUUGAAUCCAGUGAAAUUCUCAGAUGUUGUAGUGCCAGCCUCUCUCUUUUGGUGGGCUAUAAACGAGUAAAGAACAAACAGGAUGAAGUAGUGUCUUAGACAUUCCUAUGUGAAAUGUUCCAUGUGUGAUAACAUUAUUUCUAGCUGUCUGGAAGACAGAUGAUACUCAUGGAUUGGCAUGAAUCAUUUUCAUGAGUGAUACAUUAGCAUCCUGAUGCUGAACCUCAAAACUAUCUUAAGCGUUUGAGGAAAACCAAACUACAGCUCCUGUUUAGCGAGCAUGGUGUCACUAACCAGGUCAUUGUCAGAGCCAGGAAAAUGAAUCAGUCUUUUCAACAGAGACUAUUGUUAUUUGUAUAAAUAGUUUAUAGAGGAGGGCAGAGUACCAGCAGAAAGAGAAACCUGCAAAGUAGGUCUGUGGCAUGGGUAUCAUAGAAAUAAGUUAGUUUACAUCCCUAGGAGCCAAUUGCUGAUGAUUUAUAUCUGUGAGGAUUCCUGGUAGGACAUAGCAUUUGUACAUGUGUGGUAGGGGCACCCGCAGAGCGUGUCCUAUACUGUCAGUCUUUCAAGAUGUGGAAGAAUAUUGGAGAUUACUUUUCCUCGUGUUGGCUUGAGGAAGCAAAAGUCUAGGCAUCCGCUGUAGAAACAGUUGCUGUCUUUCCAGCUCUUUGAGCAGAAAGAAACGGUGUAAAAUAAACGUUUUGGAGAGAUCACUGUAUUUUUUUUAUACCAAUUUGUAAUGGGAACAACCUAGACUAAAAUAACUAUGGCUGUUAUAUUACAUUCUCAAUAGUUGAUAAGUGUUGAGGUGUACUAGAGGUUGGACUUGAGACUUGGUGGUGAUCCUUUCAGGUCAGGCUUUGUGAUCAAUUGUUGAAGUAGUAUGGGAAGCCCUGUUGAACAAAGAGAAGCUGAAUUUCCCUUUCCCCUUUUAUCUCAAGCCCAAUAUGUUCUGUCUGGGUCAUGGCUGAACUAUGUUGGUACAACAGAGUUGGAAAAUCCAAGGUUAAGGGAACAUGGAAAUUCCAGGAUUUUUCUGUGCCCAAAAAUAAAGUGGGCAGAGUCAAUAUGGAGAUUUGGCCCUUUUCAGCCCGGGAGAAGGGCUAUUAAUGCAAAAUAGAGCAGCCCAAAAUUGUGUGACUAUGAAGAGAGACCACCUUUCUCGGACUAGAAUACUUCCUGGGCUAUAGAUCUGGGCUAUUACUACUUUACCUUUCAGAAAAGGUUUUGUUACUCAUAAGGUUUUGUGGCCUAUAUGAAAACUCUAUCUUGUUCACUUUCCUUUCUUGAAAAAGUGGCCUUAGCUUUUUGCAAUACUUGAAUAAAUUGUGUAUGUGCAAAAGAUUUUCAAUAGCACAGCGUUAGAGAGCAUUUAAAUAACUCUUCUGCAAAGAACUGAGUGUAGUUCAGACUCAGAUUCUAUUGCUACCAUAAGAAUAAUAGGAGAAUAAAUUACUAUUCAGUAGAAAAACAGUUGAAACCUACAAGGUAUUUAGUUCAAAUCGUAGGAAUUUUAAAGUGUUUACAAAUCAGCUAAAAUGGAAAAAAGCAAAAUAUCCAGAACAUAUUUGAAAUAUAAAAAUUAAAAAUGCAAAAAUAUUAGACAGAUGAAAAAGGAGUACUGUAAUUAACCUGCAUUUAAUAGGUUUUUUCCCUUGACUUUGCAGAGCCUUUUUAUAUGCAUUUGCAAAGCCGCCUUUGGGAGACCUUCUCUCCCUGUGUACUGUAUUGUGCAGAUAUUAAAAUAAAUAAACCUGUUUACUGUGUAUGUGUAAAUAACCUGUUAAGCUGGCUUCUAAGCCAGUUUUCAGCCAAUAAUCGCAUCCAGUGCAGCUUUGCACAAUAGAGUUGAGGAUGUGGGUUUUUUGUAAUUAUGAACUGUAAAAUAACCAGGGUUGUCCCUGUGUACACCAGUGUAAAUAUAUUUGUUAACUGAAAUGUACUUUGAGGAUAAAACUUGUAAAUAAACUGAUUUAUAAAUUAA
Pelodiscus sinensis (Chinese soft-shelled turtle) is the source of this 13548-nucleotide messenger RNA. Lineage: Eukaryota; Metazoa; Chordata; Testudines; Trionychidae. The record is from RefSeq and is a predicted model, not a curated record.